AUGAACUCUUUCCUCUGGGAUGACUUUGGGCCCAGGAUACAGAACAGGGCCAUGGAGCAGAUCAUCACACCCAUGGCCAUCCGGCUUUGUCAGCUGCUCAUCUCAGUGGAGAGGAAAGAGGUACAGAGAGAAGCACUUGCCUCCUUGCAGAAGGUGGCAGAGGAAUUGGCCAAUGCAAGCGAGGCAUUUGUGCAUGCUGCCAGCAGGCUAGCGGAAGACUCUGAGGAUGAGUGGUUUAGGGAGGAAAUGAAGCCAGUGGCGGAGUCUCUGACCCUCUCCGGGAGGAACAUCCUGCUGGUAACCCAGAAGCUCCCCGUGCAGCCAGAGUGUGAGCGCCACUGGGAGGAGCUAGUGGCCACAGCUCAGCAGAUCCUGGUGGACACUACCAAGGUCUUGCUGCUUGAAGACGCAGCAAUGGCGAGGAAGACGGUGCCAGCGGCUGGUUGGUGCCUGACCUGCCUGGAGGCUCUGGAGGCGGCGGAGGACUCCACCUCGCUGCGCGCCUCGCUGUCUGACCUGGCGACUGCGCUGCUGCGACUGGGAGGCCUGACCACGCGCUGGGCCCGGGACGAACGCCUGAGUCGAGUUCGCCACCGGCUAGGGUGCUGCAUCCCAGCGCUGCUCGCAGCCGCCCGCGGCCACCUCCGGCACCCGCGCGAGCCGCAGCUGGUGGCUUCACGGCGCCGCAUCUUUGCCCUGACCAGGCAGAGCCUCAGGGAGCUCCUGGCUGUACUGCAGCCCGGCAUUGCAGGGCCUGGUGCACUCUCUCAGAAUGGCGCACUGGCGCAUCGUCUACAGAAGCUGUGGCAGGUCCUGGAGGAGCCCGGGCCGAACCACCUGCGUGGUGAGCUGCUGGAUGCUCCAAUGGUUGCCGUGGUGUGGCACUGCCUGCACCUAGCCGCCUGCUCCACGCCAAGGGAGAGGAUGCACCUAGUGUCCCAUUGCCGCCAGCUGCUACAGCUCUGCCCUGGGCUGCACGGGUCUCCCCAGAACAGCCAAGGGACAGAAUGCGAAGCUGUGCAGGCCGCGACUGAGGCGCUCUUUCGGGGAGUCCGCGCUGGAUUACUGCACCAGAUUCUGGACACGUUCACAGAUACCCAAAGUCCUCUAGAGAGGCUGGUCCAGGCCGCCUUGGCGACUUCCACCAUCAGGUACCAGUGCAAUAGCGAAGCUUUGGCAGAGACUUUCCGACUUCUCCUUGAUGCUUUUCACAACCAAGCCAAGCAAAUGAUCCGAGUGGCACACUUGGUUUGGGUCUGCUGCCCCCAACAGCAAACUGGCAGAGACGUGGAGGCUGCCGUGGCAGGUCUUUGGGGGCUUGUGGUCAAAGCUAUGGAACUGUUUUCACAAAGUCCCCAAACGCAAGGCCUGGACUGGAGCCCUGACAUCCUAGAGGCUCUGCUUGAGGCCUGGGCUAGGGAAUCGGAACACCUCUUGGCAUGCUUUGAUGUCGUUCUCGAUAUUCCUGAAUUCCUGAGUUUGUCCAUCCAGGAAAUGGCUAAACAUUUGGACUUGUACACAAGUGCUCUGAGGAGCGGAGCACCCAGAGAAUUUUCCAGACCUGUGGCGUUCUUACGCGGAAGAGCCACACACAUAGUGCAGGUGAUGAACAGGUAUGUGGGUCAAGACCCAGAUCCCAUUUUUCGAAACGGGAUGAGAGUCGUGGUUCAGCAGCUGGCGCAGUCUUCCUUGACGCUGGCUGCGGCCACUGAAGGCAGCACAGGUAGGGACAGCGCCCAGGACACGGGUGUCUUUUUAACCAUGGCAAAACACCUCAUCUAUUCAGCUCAGCAAGUCCACGAGGGGCUGGAUGGGACCAACCACCCAGACAUCCUCAGCCCGCUUCGAUUCCAAGUCCAAAGGUUUGACCUCGCCAAGGGAUGGCCUUAUUUGACUCUCUCCAGUCGCCAGCUUCCUACAGCUCCCAGGCUGAGAUACCAGCAGGUGCCUGGGUUAGGGGGAAAUGACAUGAACACCUCUUUCCUACCCCUAGAACAACUUUCCUACACGGUGGUCCCUGACACCUGCAAACAGGGGUGGGGCUCACCAUUCCUUGCUGUCAGCAAAGUCAUCACUACUGUGGAGAGCCAGGAGCACCGGGUAGUGACCUCACCACGCACCAACAUGCCAGAGCCCGAGUCCACUGUGAAUACAGCCCCAGAAAUCCAGGCUGGGGAAGCACCCCUGGGACCAGAGAGGAUGUCAAGACUAUACAAAUUCUCAAGAGUGGUGCCUUUGAUUACUGACCUAGCCAGGGAGGAAGUCCAUAGCACAAACACUAGAAGUGACAGACUUCUGGAAGUGGCUCUUCAGCAAUCUGGGAGGACCAGGGAAGCCAGACAGGCUCUCCUAGCCAGGGCUGGUGACUGGUACCCUCUGUGUCGACAACUCUUUUGCCGUAGCCCAACCACUGAAUUACCAGGGAGCACGGAAGUGUUUGUGGAACUUCAGCAGAAUUUGGCCUCAAUGGUUCAAGUAGCAGCCAAAAGUGGUCCUGUGAAUUUGGACGAGAAGAGCCCUGGCCCAAUGGAGCACCCAGGAAUGAUUUUAGAGCUGCAAGGUAGAUUGGAAAAAACAGAGGUCCAUGCUAAACAGCUAUUGGACCAAGUUCUGUCUUCUGUUGGUCGCCAAGCCCCCAAGGCGAGGGAUGAGAACGUUGACAAUGAGUGCCUUCUAUGGGCAGUGGCUGUGCAGGACCUGAUGCAGUGUAUGAGGAGGCUCAGCAGGAGACAGAGCCUGUUCCUACUGCCCCUGCAGGAAGCAGUGAAGAGCCAGCAAGGGUUGCAAGAAGGGUUAGAGCAGGCAGCGCAUGUUUCCCAAAAGUUACAAGAGGCCGCUGAGCUGUCUCGUGCUCUGUGUGGUGAUGAACAGGUAAAGGAUGAGGUUUCCUUCCUGUAUCGAGAAGUUCAUGUACUCACAGAUGCCUUGCUGGAGGUGGCACAUGUCCUGGUCUCCUCCCCCAAGCCAUGUCCCAGCCUCUCCACACGCUUUGAGUUUCUCUGCUUGGAACUCGGCCUUCAAGUCAAGGCCCUGACCAACCAUCUGAGCAGCAUUAACGCUGUCUAUGAGCAUAUGUUCCAAGAUGCUGUUGGCAAGGGCUCCCAGACAAGGAUGCUGUCUAUUAUCCAAGCUGUGCAGGGAAUCAUAGCAGAAAGUCAAGAGUCUGGACCCUUCCAGGAAGACCUGCUUGUGUCUCUAGAGAACAUACUCAUGCUCACUAAGGAGGUGGCCGAGAGGGUCCCUGAGCUCCAAGAACACCCGGAGGAGCAGGGAUUGCAUAUGCUGGAUUGGCUUAAGUGGGAAUGGGCAGCCAAGGUCCACCAUGCAGUGACUCAGCUCCAGGCCUCGGAAGGUGGUCCCACUGAGGCCUGGAGACUCCUAGUCCAAUGCCUGAAACCCGGGGAAGAGCCAGCAAAUGCCCCAGAGGAUGUUCUGGUCCAGCUCCAGCUGCAAUGUAAAGAAUGGGCAGUAGAAACCUCUGCAGGGGGCAGUGUGGAGUUUCAGGAUGCUGUUUCCAAAGGCAUCACAGGAAUCUCAAUGAGGACCUGUGCUGAUGAGCUAGCCACCACGGGAACCACCACAGCAGACGUGAGCAUGCACCAGCGUGGCAACCCCUCUCUGCCUCCUGCUCAGAUGGACCAGACUGUUGAAGAGAAUGGCGGUGCAGACAGCGAGAACAGAAUCACACAGAUCAUACACGAGAUGGCCAAGGAGGUGCUCCUGAUGGCUCAGAGCUUGAGGAAGAGAGGGCGAGUCCUGACCAAAGAUCAGCUCAUUGCCUCAGCCAGAAAAAUCUCAGCUUCCGGAAGAAACAUCGCCAGACUCAUUCACAUCAUUGCUAAGAACUGCAUAGAUCAGAGAUGCUCCGGUGAGCUUCUGUGUAUGGUGGAGCAGAUUCAAACCAUGAGCAGCCAGCUCAGCAUCAUCUCCAGCGUAAAGGCCUCCCUGGCAAGAAGCAAGUCCUCUGAAGAGCUCCUUCUAGACAAUGCACAGCGACUCCUCCAGGCAGUCUCCAAGGCUGUGAGGGCUGCAGAAGCCGCCUGUCUUCGGGGCUUGAGAUGGCCUUCCUCAGAUCCAGAGGAGCUGGAGGUGGCUGCCUUCUGCACACAGUGGAAGAGGAAACUACUACAACACCGACUUCAAGAAGCCUCAGACAAAGACUGUGAUGGGCUGGGCUUACGAAAAACAAGCACGAGGAACCUCCCAGCAUUGGUGGCCCUGGUUCAAGACACAUUAUAA
Microtus oregoni (creeping vole) is the source of this 4239-nucleotide messenger RNA. RefSeq lists its product as uncharacterized. Gene Ontology annotation, molecular function: beta-catenin binding; actin filament binding. Gene Ontology annotation, cellular component: adherens junction; catenin complex. Gene Ontology annotation, biological process: cell migration; cell-cell adhesion. Lineage: Eukaryota; Metazoa; Chordata; Mammalia; Rodentia; Cricetidae. The transcript has 7 exons. The coding region runs from base 1 to 4239 and encodes 1412 amino acids. The record is from RefSeq and is a predicted model, not a curated record.